AUGUCGUAUCUUGAACGACUUGACUUAUAUAUUCAGUUCGGAAAUAAUACAACAAUUAUUGAUGGAAACUAUCUCAAGAGAAAAAUUAUCAAUGCUAAUACUCUGAGAAAUUUACAGGAAUUUCGUUUCUCUAUUACUUCGCGUAUAUCUAGUCCAGUACAAUUGAAUUUACCAUCAACAAAAGAUAUUGAACAAACAUUUACUCACUUCAAAUCUAAAAACAUCAUUUCUUGUGUUGAUUAUUUUCCAGAGCGAAAAGAAGGUCAAUAUCAUAUUUAUUCAUAUCCGUAUGAAACGAAAUAUUACAAUGAUAUCACAAAUAAAUUUCCAGGUGGAAUAUAUGAAUAUGUUCGUGAAGUGUCAUUAUUUGAUGAAAAACCAUUUGAACAUGAAUUUUUCCUUCAAAUUCAAAAAUCAUUUCCAUUCAUGGAGAUUUUAUCCGUGAAGAACAAAAAAGCACAAAAUCAUAAAGAGUCAAAUGAAAAUUUAUCUCUUAUUCAAUAUUCUUUUCUUCGAGAACUUCAUAUCUACAAUGUUCAUGAUGAUUAUAUAGAAGAAUUUCUUUCUGAUAAAAAGACAAGUUUAUCAAGAAAUGUCAAUCUUAAUAUCAAAUAUGAAUCUUUAGAACGAGUAACAAACAAUUUUACACGAGAGGAUACACGAAUUAAUUGUAGAAAAGUUGAUAAAUUAUAUGUAUGUAAGGGAUCAAAACGUUGUAAUUUUUUGGAAGAAUAUUUUCCAAGUGCAAAAAUAAUUGAGCGAUCGAGAUUUUGA
This is a messenger RNA of Adineta ricciae, 774 nucleotides long. NCBI's taxonomy places the organism in Eukaryota, Metazoa, Rotifera, Eurotatoria, Adinetida, Adinetidae. The record is from the annotation of a GenBank genome assembly.